Messenger RNA from Pieris napi, 5893 nucleotides. It is a transcript of the gene sas, whose product is annotated as putative epidermal cell surface receptor. Lineage: Eukaryota; Metazoa; Arthropoda; Insecta; Lepidoptera; Pieridae. Gene Ontology annotation, molecular function: protein binding. The coding region runs from base 177 to 4409 and encodes 1410 amino acids. The record is from RefSeq and is a predicted model, not a curated record. The transcript has 19 exons.
CGGCAAGCCAGUCCCGCGCGACGGCUCACACGUACCGCACGUGUUUUUUUGUCAAAUAAACUUUUACCGACCUAUUAAAUCGGAAAAUAUUGUGUUGUGAAGUGUGUGAAUAACUUUUGAAAUAGAGAGUGUAUUAGGAUUGUCUUAUUUCAAUAACAGAUGGCGUACCAGCGGUGAUGGCAGGAGCUUAUGUAGUCCUAUACGCGGUGCUGCUGGCCGGCGUCGCGUGUUACACCAUCGACUGCAACCAUGAGUACACGGACUGCGAUACAGAACUAAGUAAAUUAAUGAGCGAAGAUGACGAAGGACAGGCGGGAACACAAGUAACAAUAGAUGUAGUUCCUCCCACAACAACAACAACUACUAGCACUGUACCACCAACCCGAUCAACAACAACGGAAAAAGUUAAAACAGAAACGACCGUCACCACGGAGACUACUGCAGUAGAAUCAAUGAUCAAACCCAAACCUAGACUUCUCAAUUUAAGCGUAGAUGAAUUACAAAAUUUCGCAAAUGCACUGCACAAUCAAACUAACCAGAAAGAACCAAAGAACGUUGACCUCAGUGAUGUUAAUAUGGACGAAGAAGAUGAACUGCCGAAACUUUCUGACCAUAAACAAAAACAUAUAUCAGAUAAAUUCUAUUCAAAUCUUCAAGCACCAUUCAAUCCCUUAAUGACAAUAGACAAGUCUGAAGAGGAAACGUGCAAGGAGAAUGAAAUAACAUACAAGCUCGGAGAGAAAAUGGAUAGAGGCUGCGACGAAUCAUGUGAAUGUGCCCCGGGAGGUUUAUUUGAAUGUUCGCCGAGAUGCAAACAUCCAUACAUACGACGAGGACGACGUCUCAAUGAUCCCCUGUGUUUUGAAUCGCCGGUUGACGAAUGCUGUUCUAUAGUGGCGUGCGCGAAUGGCGAAAUAAAACCAACGACUACAGAAGUCUGUCGGUACGGCAACGAGUCUUACCACGUUGGUGCGAAGUGGGAUAUUGGGUGCGAACAGAUUUGCACUUGCGAAAGAAAUUCUGUCGUAACCUGUAAACCCAGAUGUAACCGCAUGCCACAAUCGGAUAGGUGCAUCAAUGUGCAAGACCCAAAGGACGCGUGUUGUGAAAUACAAGUAUGCGAUGUUUCCCAAGACGUGCACGAGGAGCCCAUUGACAAUGGCACUGUUACAUCCACUACUGCUAAACCUGUACACGAUGCAAUGGAAACAAAAGCGUCACGACCCCUAGUUCUUCUCGAACCAAUUGGAUCUAUAAAGGUCCUCCAAAACAAUAGUGUCCAAGUCAAUCUAAUCCAUCCAAACGACUCAAUGGAUCCUAUACAUCUAGAACUUAGCAGCGAUGGUGGCCAAACAUACACUGACGUUGAAUUGAGAUAUAAAAACCUAAUUUUAAACCUAGAAGGUGGAAGAGAUUAUAUUCUUAAAACUAAGGAAACUGGGACAAAGUUCAAUUUCACGAUAACAGCGUCUGAUGAUAAUGAAGUACUUGAAGAAAGAUCAGAUAAUACAAAAGAGGGGUGUUAUCACGAUGGGCAGUUUUAUGCAGUCGGGGAAGAAAUCCACAUAGGAUGCACUGAGUUAUGUGAAUGUACGGGGCCUGAUACAAAAGAGUGUGCACCUUUGGUCUGUCCUAACCAUGUUGGGCUGGAAUUAGUGUCCAAAGGCUGCGUCCGAUGGGCGCCAAGUCCGCCCCCACAGCCGCCCAAUUGCUGCCCACGGACUGCCCGUUGUCUGAGCGACGGUACCUGUCAUUACAAAGGCGUUGCAAUACCAAACUGGAGCGAGGUUCCCCUUCAUUUGUCGGGUUGCGAACAGCACUGCUUCUGUGAGAAUGGGGAGUUGGAUUGUCAAGAAGCCUGCAACCCUCUUCCUUCCUUGCCCCCUCAGACCCUGAGAUGCCCUCCAAUGCACCGGCCGGCACCUGUUAAUGUAUCCGACGAAGACUGCUGUAAGGAGUGGGGCUGUGCUCCGCAUGCUGGAAUGAACGCAUCGACUCAAAAACAUAAAACUUAUCCGAAAAAUAACUAUAUCACUCCAUCAACAUUGACAACACCCAGAUACGUUUUACCCACCCCAUCACUUACCACAGAAGCAAUGAACUUCAAAAGAUUACAUUCGGCAAAUUUAGAUUUUUUUAAACACUUGCGUCCUAUAAAAACCGGAAUUCCUAAAUAUUUGAAGUCCUUAGUACCAGUCAUGCUUAACAAUACUUAUAGAGAAGCAGAUGAGCAUAAAAAUGUAACUGCCUUUGCAAUGUAUGAUGUAGAUUCUGCUAAAAAUUUCAAUAACCAACCAGUAGUAGAUCCAACUAAAAGUGGAGAUCAAACCUCAUAUGUAAGCCCGACAAAAAAAUUCCACUCAGAGAUCGUAGUUGCGACUCAUGAUCGCAAAAAAGAGAAAACUAAUAUGUGGGAUACAAAUGAUAUUAAACAAAGAAUACCCGAUCAUUAUGUAAAUGAUGUUAAUAUUCCAACGUCUAAAGAAACUGUUAAAUAUUUUACUCCCGCAUAUGCACCUAAAGAUUUGAUGAUCCAGCAUCAACAGUUUAGCCAUUUAGAUUCAAGUCAAUAUUUCAGAGAUAUGUUUGCACCUUUAAAUAAUGAAUCUGGUAUAGUUUCUAAUCCUCUUCCUAAAAACACAAUUCCUAUUGAUAUUAAUCAAAUCGAUAACAUAAUACAAAAUAGCCAAGGGAAAUAUGUUACCGUUUUACGAAAUAAAGACAUGCCAAAGACAAACUCAGUAGAAAAAACUGUAUGGAAGCCAGACAUUCGCAAGCAUUUGCUUCUCAAAGCUCCUAGUCCUUAUGAAACGGUUCUCCUUAGAGCUCUUCCUAACACAAGACUACAUUCAACAAUAAAUGAACAAAUAAAAAGUCAUAAAAGCCCUUCAAAGUAUUCUACCCUCGACCUCGAAAAUAUUUUAAGUCAGAUGGAAGUAGAGACCGAUGUGAACCGAAACCUUGGACGAUCAGCUGAAAAGAAUCGAGCGACCGCGGCAGGUCAACUGCCGCCAGGAUUCCCAGGCAGUCAUCCAGCAUUUCUACCAACAGCGCCACCAGAUGAUAUAUUUUCAGACAACCAAAAUGAUAUUCAUAGACCUUCUAAUCCUUUGGAACCUUCGUUGGCUGGUCUUCCACCUGGGUUACAAAUACCAAGUUUUGGAGAGGAAAAUAGAAAGUUAACGGUUAUUUCGUUACAAUCAGACUCGCCGACAAGUAUUAAAAUGUUGUUUGGGUUGCCUCCCGUGUUGGUUGGACUACGAGGCAGUGUGGACUUGAGAUACACAGAUACUGACGAUGAUGACGUUUCACAUUGGUAUUCUCAAGUAUUCGCACCAGCUGAUGAGAUAUUGACCACUCCUCGGCUGGAGUUCCGUUUAGCUGGACUCAAACCGGACACAACGUACAAAAUACGUGGCAAACUACUCUUACAUAAUCUGCCAGUGGAACCUGAGAGUAAAAUUUACACAAUACGAACUCAAAGUGAAUUGACAGAUGUUGAGGAACCAGAGGAGAAACGAAGAGAUAUCGACUGUAAAUUGUCAGUGGUAGAGGUGAAUGACACUACAGCCCAAGUAACUUGGCGACAUUUCACCGAGGAUGAGCUGCAAUUCAUCGAUGGAGUUCAAGUUCGGUAUCGACCAGUAGGAACUCCUAUAUACAGCAUGACUGAGCUGCUACACCACAGUCGAUCAGCAGCAUACCUUCAGGACCUGAGACCGGAGACCAGAUACGAAGCGUCCCUGGUUCUCAUUCCUCCCACAAGAGCUGUCACUGAAUUAGUUGACUCCGGGCAAGUUGAGUUCACAACGGCUCCAUAUAUUGAUCCAUACAACUGGUCCGUGACAGUCGAGGCUCGCGCCGUAGGUUCAGAAGCCGCUGAAGUCACGUGGCAUGGAGUGCCGUCUCCCGCAGAGCGUUGGGUGCGAGUGUACCGAGCAGCACACGCCUGCGGUACUAGCAGAAAGGAACACGACGACUUCAGACUCGCCACAAGGGACUUGCCACCAGCCAUCACUUUGAUGGGAUUGCAACCGAAUGCCAAGUGUCGUGUAUGGCUUGAACUAUUUUUAACAAAUGGAAAAGUUAAAACCAGCAAUGUCCUGGAAAUCAACACAAAAUCAUUAGAUUCACCUGAACCAGUCGACAAUGAAAUAGAAGCAUCAUCUAUAGCGGGGAGCCGGAAUGCCCCGCGCGGCGAUUACUACGGCGCGUUAGUGAUAGUAGGCGUCAUUGCGGCCCUUGGAGCUCUAUCUUCUGUGCUUCUACUGCUUGUGGUCAUACGCAGACAUCGACCGCACUCAGUGCCUAUAACGCCUUUGCCAACAGCACCCCGCGAGUCUUCACUCCCUCCUUACGACAAUCCUGCCUACAAACUCGAGUUGCAGCAGGAAACUAUGGACCUCUGACAGUUAAGUUCCCGUGAGCACAGCAAUGGGCUCAACGGGUUUUCGGAAAGGGCCAUUGAUGUCGGACCGAAUGGCCGAUCCUAUAAUGAAGCGGGACUAUAAACAUGUAUGAACCAGACUAAAGAUGGACAUUUCUUCGUUGCUAUGACAACCAGCUUGUCACUACGUCUCCAUAGCAAUCGGAUGACAUUUGAAGCUGGUUAAAUAAAAACCAGUAAGAUCUGUGGUUAAGUGGGUGAUGGGUUAUAUCCAAAGUUCCAGAAUUGGACAAAUUUGUAAAGCUGAUCAAUUUCUAUAGAAAAAUCUGUGUAGUUAAUAAAUAUUUAUAUUAGUAGAUCCUAAGGACCUUUCACUAUUUUUUAAGUGAAAACUUUUUUAGCAACGUGGUGAUUUGAAAGUCGAUGAAACGAAAAAGCGACAUAUAAAGACACAAAAAUUCAUAAGAUUUAACGUGGGAGAAAAUGAGAUAGGAAGCAUUAUACAGUGUAAACUUUAAAUUAGUAUUUGAUAAUUUUCUGAAUUAAAAAAAACAUAGAGGUGCAAAAAAAUUAAGUAAGAGAUUAAUUUAAUUCAGUUAUAAAAUUCGAUGAAAUUUGUCAAUUUUAUUUACAUUCAUUAAUUAUAAAAACUCUUUGAAGUGAAAACUUCUUAGUAUAUCAAUUUAAACUUAUGAAUCUAUGUGACUCUCUUUUUAUUUUCGCUUUUUCGUUUCAUGGAGUUUCAAACUUUAAUUAUUUUAGUUUUUAUCAAAAUAGAAGAUUGAUAUUAAGUUAAAACUUAAAAUAAAAAAUUAAUUUAAAGAAAAGUAUAAUACUACAUUUAGAUAGUGAAAAAAAGUCUUAUUUACAUAUUUCAUUUUAUAAUUAUAAAAACUUUUUAAUCAUAUCAUCAAAAUUAAUAAUUGAUAUUAAACUUAAACAUAAAAAUUACUAAACGGGUACUGAAUUUCGUACCUUAGCUGCAUACUUAUUCUGUUAUGAUAAUUGGAGAUAAUUUAAUAAAAGACUCUGAGUACAAUCGCCAUAAUGCGCUCUUACUUUGGAUAUUAACCCGGGCAUAAAUUUGUAUAUAUAAACUAUGUGAACAACGAAUUGUAUGUUAUUAUUGUAAUAUAGCUUGUAUUUGUAAUGUUAUUAUUUUCAAAAUAAGUGCCUCUUAAUAAUAUAUAAUUGUAAAUAGUGUUAUAUAAUAAGGAAAUUUGCUAAAAUGUAUUAAUGUUUAUUAUAGUUGAAAUCCUAAAACAUAGAAAGUACUUUCUUGAAUAGGAAUUAGAGGAAUCAGUUUUUAGAAUGCUGUCGUAAUGAAUUCCUUCAUUUAAUUAAUUACACCUAAAAGUGAUAUUUUUCAAUAAUUUUAAUCAUAAUAAACCAAAAUUGCAUUCAGUUUUAAACAUGUUACCCCAUAUAUCAUGUAAUUAAAUAUCGCUUUAAUUGUUACAGCCACUUUGUUACAUUAAUAAGCAAUAAAUUUAUUUAUAUCGAAAA